Molecule: messenger RNA, 234 nt
Organism: Spirodela intermedia
Lineage: Eukaryota; Viridiplantae; Streptophyta; Magnoliopsida; Alismatales; Araceae
Source: the annotation of a GenBank genome assembly
AUGUCGCUGGUUCGGAAAAAGAAGCAGCGGGCAAGGCCGAUGGUGUGCGCGCCGGAGAGGGCCACGAGAUCCUGCAAACUCAGGCCCUUGUUGGCGAACCUGGUUGUGAGGGCAGAGAGGCUGAACGAUGGACCAGGGAGGUUGAUGUUGGCUUCGUUCAGGCUGGCCGUUGUGGCGUCCCGCCGCCCGAGGGGCACCGUCCACCAGGGUCCUCCGCUCUGCAUGGAGGAGUGA